This is a messenger RNA of Mesorhabditis spiculigera, 3213 nucleotides long. Lineage: Eukaryota; Metazoa; Nematoda; Chromadorea; Rhabditida; Rhabditidae. The record is from the annotation of a GenBank genome assembly.
AUGGUAAUUAGUCUCGCUGGAUGGCCAGAAGAUGGAGCAGAACGGGUGCCGCUAUGUGAGCAGCGCUCGCCGCUCGCCCUCUAUGAGGAGGACUACAACACGCAGGGGCAGCGUAUCGGCAACAUGCUCAAAUCCCUCUCGAUGUACAGUGAGCAGCCACCGUGUGCCGGAGAUGCCGAGGAGAAGCCGCGGGGUGGAGCGAUGGCCAAGAUGGGCACGUUCAUGGGCGUCUACCUGCCCUGCCUACAGAACAUCUUCGGCGUGUUGUUCUUCAUCCGGAUGACGUGGAUCAUCGGGUGUUCCGGCAUCGUUCAGGGCUUCUUCGUCGUCUUGAUCUGCGUGUCUGUCACAUUCCUCACCUCAAUCUCUCUAUCAGCCGUCGCGACAAACGGGGUCGUAUCUUCCGGCGGGCCGUAUUAUAUGAUCUCCAGGAAUCUUGGUCCGGAGCUCGGCGGUGCCGUCGGAAUUCUAUUCUACAUCGGCACGACAAUCGCCGCCUCCAUGUACAUUAUCGGAGCUGUCGAAAUUUUGCUUCUCUACAUCGUGCCCCAAGCCAAACUUUUCGACGACGUCUUUCACUGUUUCCGCUUCUUUGGCACAAUUCUGCUGAUCGGCGUCGGAACGAUUGUGCUUGCUGGAGUCAAGGUUGUCAACAAAUUCGCCUUGCCGCUGAUUUGUCUCGUCGUCGCCUGCAUCGCCAUGGCGUUCGUCGGCGUCGGCGUCAAGGUCAACGGGUCCGACUCGAUGACGUUCUGCAUGGUUGGCGAUAGACCUGUCAACCUUGGCGAAUGGAAAGAGGCCCACGGCUUCGUUCCCAACUGCACGGCCGAGGGUCUCGAGCCGCUCUUCUGCACCAAGAACGGGACGACGGACGAGAUCAGCUGCGACCAGUACUUCACCCGGAUGAGGCACAACAAGGUGUGGAAGGGGACGAGCAAGCCGGCCAUCCGCAGAGAGGAAGCUUUCAAAGGCCUCUCCUCGGGUGUUUUCUGGGAAAAUUUGUGGCCCCAGCAUCAGCAGCCCGGCGAUUUGAUCACCAGGGACCGAAAAGACAAGACCGACAAGGCACGCUCGAACCCGUUCUACAUCUUCGCCGACCAGUCGACGUCGUGGUUGAUUUUGAUUGGUGUCUUCUUUCCAUCAGCCACCGGAAUUAUGGCCGGCUCAAAUCGUUCCGGAAAUUUGAAGGAUGCGUCGAAGGCCAUUCCACGCGGGACACUUGGGGCACAGUUGACAUCAUCGGUUGUUUACCUCCUCGGCGUCGUCUUUUUCGGUGGUACCGUCGAUCGGCUGUUCAUGCGCGACAAGUUCGGCGGCUCAGCCGCUGGAAAGCUGACCGUUGCGGAGUUGGCGUGGCCGUAUCCUCCCGUCAUCCUGGUCGGCUCCUUCUUCGCCACCAUGGGAGCAGGAAUGCAAUCGUUGACAGGAGCGCCCCGCCUCCUACAAGCCAUCGCUUCCGACGAUCUGGUCCCCAUCCUGAAGCCGUUCAACGUGCUCGACAGCCGCGGUGAGCCGCUGCGGGCCAUCUUCCUGACCCUGGCGCUAACGUGGUGUGGGAUUCUGAUUGCAGUCAUUGAGAACUUGACGGCGCUGAUCACACAAUUCUUCCUGAUGUGCUACCUGGGCGUGAACGCGUCGUGCGCGCUUCAAUCCCUGAUGAAAGCGCCCGGAUGGCGGCCCGGCUUCAAAUAUUACCACUGGGCCUCCUCCCUGAUCGGGGCGGUGUUGUGCGUGGUGGUGAUGUUCAUCUCUGCGUGGCACUUUGCCCUGCUCGCCAUCUUCAUCGGUAUCGCGGCGUACAAGUACAUCGAAUACGCCGGCGCGAAGAAGGAAUGGGGAGAUGGGCUGAGAGGGUUGGGGUUGUCGGCUGCCAGAUUUGCCCUGCUUAACCUCGAGGCGAAGGAGGAGCACACCCGCAAUUGGCGUCCCCAAAUGUUGGUCGUGCUCCAUCAGCCUGAUACUCCAGAGGCAGAGGGUAUGCUGUCGUGCGUCUCUCAAAUGAAAGCGGGCAAGGGGUUGACCCUGGUGGCGUUGUGCCUGGAGGGCAACUACAACCAGAUGGGUAGAGUGGCCGACGAGAAGAAGGAGCAACUAACCGACUUGAUGCGUCGCCACAAAAUCAAAGGCUUCUGUGAUGUGCUCGUGUCGGAAGACAUGAUCAACGGAUUUUCCUGUCUUAUUCAAACUUCGGGUCUUGGCGGUCUCCGCCACAACACUGUGAUGUUACCCUGGCCGAGCCAGUGGGCAAACGAAGAGAAGGGCCACAUGGGCAAACGGUUCGUCUCGGCAAUCCGGGCCGUCUCCACGGCAAAGUGCGCAAUUCUCGUGCCAAAGAACGCGCAUCACUUCCCGGCCAACGGGCAGCGGAUGAGCGGCAACAUUGAUGUCUGGUGGGUGGUGCACGACGGUGGUCUGCUGAUGCUCCUCCCAUUCCUGCUGCGCCAACACAAGACAUGGAAGAACUGCACGCUCAGGUUGUGGGCGGUGGCUCAACUUGAGGACAACAAUGUCCAGAUGAAGACCGACCUCGAGAAGUUCCUCUACCACCUCAGGAUUGACGCCCAAGUGAACGUCAUCGAGAUGCAAGACUCCGACAUUUCCGACUACGCCUAUGAACGUACGAUGCGUAUGGAGGAGCGUAGCAAAUUCUUGAAGGGCCUGAAGACGUCUGACAUCCGGAAUGACAUCCAAGAACGCGUUGACGAAGUGGUCCGCGAGCGCAAGCUCAGCAAGAUCAACGAGGACGAAAUUGCUUUGGUGGCCGCGCGGCGCCAGUCCAGCGUCGAUCAGGGCGCCGGGAUGCCGUUGGAGCGUAUGGAGACGGUGAAUGAACAUCCCGCAGAAGGGGUCGAAUCGCCGUCGAGUGAGGGAACCACAAAGGAAGAGGGUCCAGAGAAGAGAGAGGGAAGAGGAGUACGAUUCUCUGAUGAUUCAUCACCACCACCACCGAAAGAAAACGGAUCCCGACGCACCGGCGAUGAGGUGACCCGCCGGCGCCAGUACAACGUCCACAAGAUGCACACGGCCGUCAAGUUGAACGAGUUGAUGCAGAGGGAAUCGAGACAGGCACAACUAGUCAUCGUCAACCUCCCAGGGCCCCCAGAUAAUGAUAGCGAUAACUACUAUCUCGAAUUCAUCGAGGUGCUCACGGAGAAGCUCGAUCGGGUAUUGCUAGUCAGGGGCACCGGCGCCGAAGUGGUGACGAUCUACUCG